Messenger RNA from Exaiptasia diaphana, 4365 nucleotides. RefSeq names its product regulator of nonsense transcripts 1. Gene Ontology annotation, molecular function: RNA helicase activity; DNA binding; zinc ion binding. The record is from RefSeq and is a predicted model, not a curated record. NCBI's taxonomy places the organism in Eukaryota, Metazoa, Cnidaria, Anthozoa, Actiniaria, Aiptasiidae. Gene Ontology annotation, biological process: nuclear-transcribed mRNA catabolic process, nonsense-mediated decay. Gene Ontology annotation, cellular component: cytoplasm. The transcript is spliced from 27 exons. The coding region runs from base 123 to 3482 and encodes 1119 amino acids.
GAAACUGUUCACGAAGAACACACGCCAUCUUGGCCACGUUAGUGGUUAGAUUUUAAAAAGUCCUACGGUUUAUAGAUUUCUUUCGAAAAAAAGAAAGAAAAUCUUGCCUGUUUCUCGCAGAAAUGGGAACCGUCGAUUCUUAUGGCCCUGCUUCUCAGACCUUAACGUUUUUGGAUACGGAAGAAGCAGACUUUGGAGCGGACACGCAAGGCAGCGAGUACGAGUUUCACGACUUCACAGUUCCCUCGCAAACUCAAACUCAGUCGCAAGCAUCACAAGCUGAGCCAAGCCAACCAACUGUCUUGAAUGGAGCUGUUAUAGAGCAGAAAGAUAGGGCCGUCAAUGGUCCUUCAUCCGACGAUAAGAAAGAUGAAACUGGAAAAAUAACAAACUCACUUGGAGAGUUGAACUUUGAGGAAGACGAGGAUGAAAGCUACUUUCCGAAAGACUUGCCGGCUCAUGCUUGCAGUUACUGUGGCAUCCAUGAUCCUGCAUCUGUAGUUCAAUGUAUCCAGUGUAGAAAAUGGUUCUGUAAUGGUAGGGGAAAUACAUCUGGAAGUCACAUAAUCAACCAUCUAGUACGUGCAAAGCAUAAAGAAGUCACACUACACAAGGACGGUCCUCUUGGUGAGACAGUCCUUGAAUGUUACAACUGUACCUGUCGUAAUGUAUUCUUGCUUGGGUUUAUUCCUGCCAAAGCAGAUUCUGUCGUGGUGUUAUUAUGCCGGCAACCUUGUGCAACUCAAAGCAGUCUAAAAGAUAUGAAUUGGGAUCAAUCUCAGUGGCAGCCACUGAUCAAUGAUCGAUGUUUUCUGUCAUGGCUGGUUAAAGUCCCUCCAGAUGAGGAUCAGCUAAGAGCAAGACAGAUCUCAGCACAGCAAAUCAACAAGCUAGAGGAACUAUGGAAGGAUAGCCCAGAGGCAAAGCUUGAAGACUUAGACAAACCUGGAGUGGACGAUGAACCACAGCAAGUUCUACUAAGGUAUGAAGAUGCGUAUCAGUACCAAAACAUUUUUGGUCCUUUAGUGAAAUUAGAGGCUGAUUAUGAUAAAAGACUCAAAGAGUCUCAGACUCAGGACAACAUUGUUGUAAGAUGGGAUAUUGGUUUAAACAAGAAGAGAUUAGCCUUCUUUACCUUCCCUAAGACUAAUGAUGAGAUGAGGCUAAUGCCUGGUGAUGAGCUGAGACUCAGAUAUCUUGGAGAACUACAUAAACCCUGGCAAGGUGUUGGUCAUGUCAUCAAGGUCCCUAAUAACUUUGGUGAGGAAGUUGGUAUUGAAUUGAGAAGCAAUGUUGGAGCACCUGUUGAAUGUACUCACAACUUUGUGGUGGACUUUGUCUGGAAAUCAACUUCAUUCGACAGAAUGCAAGCUGGAAUGAAGACUUUUGCAGUUGACGAGACAUCUGUUAGUGGUUAUGUCUACCACAAGCUUCUUGGUCAUGAUGUCGAAGAACAAAUGGUCAAAUGUCAGCUUCCCAAGAGGUUUUCAGCCCCAGGGCUGCCAGAAUUGAAUCACUCCCAAGUGUAUGCAGUUAAGACUGUGUUGCAAAGACCACUUAGCCUUAUUCAGGGUCCUCCUGGAACUGGCAAAACUGUAACAUCGGCAACAAUUGUUUAUCAUUUGGCCAAACAGAAUAAUGGUCAAGUGCUUGUUUGUGCGCCAAGUAACAUUGCAGUGGAUCAACUGACUGAGAAGAUUCAUAAGACUGGCUUGAAGGUAGUACGUCUUUGUGCCAAAAGCCGUGAAGCAAUCGAUUCUCCAGUGGCUUUCCUUGCUUUGCACAAUCAAGUCAGAAAUAUGGAAAGUGUGCCAGAGUUGCAAAAACUACAACAGUUGAAGGAUGAGCUGGGUGAGUUGUCUGCUACUGAUGAGAAGCGCUACAGGACACUGAAGAGAAACUGUGAGAGAGAAUUACUACAGCAUGCUGAUGUAAUCUGUACAACCUGUGUUGGUGCUGGUGAUCCUAGACUAUCCAAAUUCAGGUUUAGAACAGUCUUGAUAGAUGAGUCUACACAAGCCACAGAACCAGAGUGCAUGGUACCUGUAGUUCUGGGAUGUAAACAACUGAUCCUUGUGGGUGAUCACUGUCAGCUUGGUCCUGUUGUCAUGUGUAAAAAAGCUGCCAAUGCUGGUUUAUCACAAUCCUUGUUUGAAAGGCUGGUGGUGUUAGGGAUUAGGCCAAUUCGUCUUCAGGURCAAUACAGAAUGCACCCUGUCCUUAGUGAAUUCCCUUCAAACCUGUUCUAUGAUGGUACCCUUCAAAAUGGUGUCACAAUAGCUGAACGCCUUCAGCCUGGUGUUGACUUUCCAUGGCCUGUACCCGACAAGCCAAUGUUCUUCUAUGCUACAAUGGGUCAAGAAGAGAUAGCUUCAUCAGGAACUUCUUAUCUUAACAGGACUGAGGCUGCUAAUGUAGAAAAGAUUGUAACCAGGUUUCUAAGAGCUGGUAUUAAGCCAGAACAGAUAGGUGUUAUAACACCAUAUGAAGGGCAAAGAGCCUAUCUUGUACAAUACAUGCAGUUCAGUGGAUCACUCCAUGCAAACCUGUACAUGGAAGUGGAAGUAGCAAGUGUUGACGCUUUCCAAGGCAGAGAAAAGGAUUAUAUCAUUCUAUCUUGUGUCAGGUCCAAUGAACACCAGGGUAUUGGUUUUUUGAAUGAUCCAAGACGUUUAAAUGUAGCGCUAACAAGAGCAAAGUAUGGAAUUAUUCUUAUUGGCAACCCUAAGGUUCUUUCAAAGCAACCACUGUGGAAUCAUCUUCUGAAUUAUUACAAGGAAAACAAAGCUCUUGUUGAGGGUCCCCUCAACAACCUGAAGGAGAGCAUGAUGCAGUUCAGCAAGCCGAGAAAACUUGUCAACAGAACAAAUCCUGGAGGACGUUUCAUGAGUACCACCAUGUUUGAUGCACGCGAGGCACUUAUUCCUGGCAGCAUCUACGACAGGAACAUCCCUAGAAUGGACCCAUCAGCAUUCCAUGACCAGUACUAUCGUACACAUGAYCGAUUGGGAUACAUUGGUGCAGAGAGAGCUAUGCCACCUGCUGCGGCGGCGAGUAUCCCUGUCCCUGUUGGCAUGUUCAUCCCACCAGUUCCUCCACCCCACCAUUCUUUCUUCAACCAGAUGUCAGGCAGAAUGCCACAUGGGCGUGUCCCUCAGCAGCGACCACGAGGCCAGCGACAACAACAGGGUGUGCAUUAUCCAGUCCAUAUGCCUGCAAGUCAGGCAAGUCAGGAUGCCUCUCAACCUCUAUCACAAGGUCCRUUAACUCAAGGUGGAAUGUCAAUGAGUCAACCAAUGGCAUCGCAGCCUCUUUCACAGCCAGACUUGUCACAGGACAGUUACCUUGGUGAUGAGUUCAACCUCAAGUCUCAGGCAGAUGCUGUGUUGUCGCAAGACUCCACCUAUCAGGGAGAUCGAGGUGGUUACAUUAACUCCCAGCCAGACUAUGCCUCACAACCAAAUUAUGCCUCGCAAUAUUAGAACUGCUAACUCAAAAGCAGUUGGUAAGGUGGCUCAAUACCAUCAGAGCCACUGACACCAUGGCAACCUCCCGGAUAUGUCAUGGUGAUACAACCUCAGCCUCGUCAGCAUGUCUCCAUACYGAUUCCCGGAUAUAACAAUAUAUUGUUUUGGUUGCACAAAGACUUGUUCGUUUGGUUUCUGGCCUAGGACCAUUGGAUGUGGUAAAAUAUUAACCCAACACAGAAAAACUCAAUUUAUCCAGAGUACCACUGAAAGACAUACGAUGCAAUACUAGUUAUUGCAGUUAUUGUUUCUUGUGUUUGUACUUUACAGUGAAGUGAAAGGAAAGAAAAAACAAUGAAAUAGAUAUCAGACAAAUGCAGUGGAAAACUAUCAGGAAACUCAAGGGUAACCAUUGCAGAGGUGUAGUGAUUGCAGUUCAAWCUAAAUUGCAUAAAACUGCAMAAAAUCCUUUKUCUAUUUUAGCUUUUCAAGAACUUUCAGGAUCAGUAUUUCAYGACUGUUUAGUUUAAUAUCUAUUUCAAAGGCUUUGUGAUGUUUUUGAUGUGUUCUCUGGCCAUAUACAGGUCKUGAAUUAGAGUUGGAUGCCUGUGAAAUGAGCAUUGUUAAGAUGGGAUUGGUAUUAUGAGAUUUUUUGCAAACAAUUUUAUUUUAAAUUUCUUGGAUACCAAAAACUGUUUUUGAAGAAAGCUGCCAUAACAUUUCAUCUUUGAAAUGGUAAUAGUACUAGGAAUGUUGUAAAGUAAUUCCUUGUUAGGUCUGUUCUCUGUUGUUGUGUAUUUUAGGGUUUUAGGUACUAAGAGUAGAUGUACUUAACCUGGGAAGCAAAAAGUACCAAUUGCUAUUAAAUGGUGUUUAUUAAACAAUACAAAACAAGAAA